This is a messenger RNA of Astrephomene gubernaculifera, 1937 nucleotides long. The record is from the annotation of a GenBank genome assembly. Lineage: Eukaryota; Viridiplantae; Chlorophyta; Chlorophyceae; Chlamydomonadales; Astrephomenaceae.
CUUUAUUAUCCCUUACGCUAGAGUGGUAUUGCUUUUGGAUAAUCCCGACGAAGUAUGGCGCGAGGCAAGGUGGUGGUCUGCGUGGCCCUUGUCCUCGCGGUGGCCACUUCCCUUAUUGUUACGCAUCCGGGCUUCCAACCAGCCUGGAAGAAGCUUCCAAUGAUGGGCUGCCUAUCAUCGGCCGAGAACAGUGCCUAUCGGGCGGACUCUCAGCUGCUGUCGUGGCUGAGCAAUGCGCCAAGACUGGUGCACCUUACAGAUGGCAAAGAGACGGCAUCAGAAGUUCUUGAGAAGCUGGAUAGCUAUCGCGCGCUGGUGGUCGUGACAGCCGGUCGAGGCGGGCCCAACAGGCGCGCCCCAGACCAGCCCUUCGCCUCCGUCUCCCCGGACGCCGCUCCGCUGCUUGGCCCGCUGCUGUCCGCCCCCCUGUCCGCCAUGAACGCCGCUGCGGGGGCGCUGGAGUCGGUUACCGGCCGCCCGUUGUUCCCGCUCAGUCUGGGCACCUUUGAGCGCAGCAGCACUAAAGCUCCCUACGCCAUCUUCGACGCCUCGUCCGGCUCCCUGCUGCUCGACCGCCAGCUGGUGUCGUACACGUGGGGGGGCGCGGGGGCGGCAAGGGGAGCGCCUGAGGCGGAUCACGGAGCCCAAGUGUCGUACCUGACAUUGGAUCUGGCCGGCCGAGUGUUCCGUAACGUGGCCGACAUGUUGGGCGCGAGGAAGGCUGGAGAGGGCAUGAUGAGCAACAACGGGAGCGGAGGCAUGGGCGGGGGGCCGGCUGAGGUUGAGGCGGAGGAGCUACAAAAGCUGCGGAAGGAGGAGGAGGAGGCUGUCCUUCAGCAAGACCAGCGGCGGCAGCUGCUAGCAGCUUCUAGCCUAGACCUGCAGCAGGACAUGAACAUUGAUACCACCACCACCACCACCACCCACAACAGCAACAUCCGCAUGGACGGCCCCGCCGCUGCCGCCGCGGUAUCCCUCGUCGCCGCCGCCCUCGCCGCCGCCCUGCCCGCCGCCUUCGCCGCCGCUCCGCCCCUCUGGUUCUGCAUCCUGUGCCCUUCCGUGCUGGGUCUGCUGGCCCCCGUGCUCAUAAACACGGCACUCAACCAAUUGGCGGGCGCCUUGUGUCGGCAGAUGCAACUGAGUGAUGACGCAUGUUUUGACGUAUUACUUGGGGCGCUGGGCGCGGGGUUCGUGCUGUCGCUAGCGAGUGCGGUGCCCAUCUUCUUCGCGUGCCGACUGCCGCAGUGUGCCGGAAGGAAUGUGACGGCGGGUCUGGCGAGGGUGAUGAUGCGAGGGUGAGGGUACGAGGGUGAGGGUGCGGGGCGUGAGGGUGCGGAGACAGGGGAGGAAGGUAAGGAGGAGGGGAGGUAACGAGGAGGAAGAGGAGGUGGAGGGCCGCAGGCCCGCAGCGGGUCAAGCGGAGUGGGUGACAAUUCGCCGCCACGUGAGGAGGAAGCGGAGGAGAAGCAGGUUGCUGCUGUUGCUGUUGUUGUUGUACAUUAACGCCUUGUUGUACAUUACGGCCGUUCUACGUUUCCUACACGUUGAAGAAUGGCAUGUAUUUUGUUGUGCCUGCAUGUUUUGACACCCUGAAGCACGAUAAACACAAUGUAUCGGUCUCUGUUUGUACAAUAUGCUUUGGGUUGCACUCCGCGGUGGUUAUGGUGGUUGCCGCGAUGCUAACGGUGAGGCGGAUACCGGGAGUUGUUGUUAGUCUGCGGGGUGCAGGUUAUGGGGCCCCUUUUCUAAUUUCGUGAACAUGACACAUGCCACUCUCCAUGCCUCCUUCUUGUGCAUGCCGUACAUGUACGUGUGUCGUGCAGUGGUAGUUGCGCCCAUGUUUUCUUUCGCUCCAGACCAGACUCCCGUCCACUGCCAAGCUGGGGGCCUGCACGCUGCACGCUGCAGGGCAUGCGCCGGGCUAUAGAUCAUCCGGG